This is a messenger RNA of Serinus canaria (Common canary), 1071 nucleotides long. RefSeq lists its product as uncharacterized. The coding region runs from base 1 to 675 and encodes 224 amino acids. Lineage: Eukaryota; Metazoa; Chordata; Aves; Passeriformes; Fringillidae. The record is from RefSeq and is a predicted model, not a curated record. The transcript has 4 exons.
AUGGAACUGGGAGUGCAGCCCCGCCUCCGUCGGGCAGCUUCGCUAAAGGCACUGCCUUGGCCAUUCCGGGACUUCUGUCACCUGCGGCAACGUCGGUGUUCCGCCUGUGCUGGCAAACGGGGCGCAUGCAGCCACUUGACUGGAAAAGAGGAAAUAAAUGGAGCAACUUGCUUGAGGGUCCUUUGUUUUAGGAGCUUCAGUUCACAAGCUCAAGCUCUGCUGGGACUGUUUUUAAAGUUAGAAAAUCAAUACACUCUCUGUGUGUUGCCCAAACAGAAUCCCACUCGGUGCUCUCCUGCCCGGCCCCAAAGACCUAUAUUCACUAUACCUAUAUUCACACCAUCCCUGAUACCCAGAGCAUGUACUUUGCUUCUCCAAUUUCAAGAUGACACUGCCUGCUUAUCCUGCCUUGAGAGGAGUCGCACAAAGUCAGUUAUUUCUAUACCUGUGAGAGAUAAACCACCUAUGCAAUGCCUUGCCAGCCUGUCCCACACCCUUUACCUUCCAUCCUUCCUUCUUUCCCUCUCCUGGUGGAGACACAGCAUUCUCCCACCCCUGGCCCUGGCUCCUCUGGCACGCAGCCACCAUUCUGCAGCAGGUCUGACUGGAUCUGAUGUCUGCCAGAGACUGUUCUUCAUCAGCUGGGCCCUGGAGCCUCAUUUACCAGGACACUGAGCUGGCAAAUCAGAUGCACACGACUUGCCUGGCUGUGCUGUGUCCAAGCUCUGCCUCCCUACAACACAGGCUCUCCCCUUGAAGUUCACUGCAGGUAAUUUCAUCUCUAAGUACUUGUAGGUGUCUGGCUAUCUACUUUUUUUGUUGCUUAUCGCACUUGGGAAUCUGGGAAGACUCUUGAAACUAUUUGUUUUUGUGCUGCUUUGAGAGACCAUACCAUCAGAAAGACACAUGUAAUAUUCAAAAAUAUAGUGGAAUGUCUCCCAAUAUAUCUACGGCUGAUUUUAAAACUGUUCAGAAAUAUCUUGGUUUGUCUUUCUUUUAAUUAUUACCUAGUAACUGAUCACUUAUUAUAUAAUUUGCACUCAAGGAGUAAUCUGCAAGUAUUUACAAAUU